Molecule: messenger RNA, 4119 nt
Organism: Daphnia pulex (common water flea)
Lineage: Eukaryota; Metazoa; Arthropoda; Branchiopoda; Diplostraca; Daphniidae
Exons: 11
Coding region: 83-3967 (1294 amino acids)
Source: RefSeq, a predicted model, not a curated record
GAUCCCGCGUCGCAUUUUCUCAGUUUGCGAGGGAAAAUCAGCCACCUGGCGGUCGAAUAUUUAACUUUGUAUUCAAUACCGAAUGACGCUGCCUAGCGGUUUCCCUGUAAAAAAACAAGGGCUACAUUCCCUAGAUGCAGUUUGGUUGCAUUCAAUCAGAUUUGCUGCAUGUGACAUGGAGCCAAGGAACUAUAAAUGUGGGGAUGUGGUUUGGGUCAUGGCCGGCAAAAGACUUGGCUGGUGGGCCGGACGUGUCGAAAACGUGGAGGAAUUACGCCAAGACUUGGUAGGAGACGUAAACGACAAAACUAUUGCUGUCGUGAAAUAUCUAAAUGAAGAAAAUUACCAAUUUGUGGAAGAUGAAGCCAUCAUUUGUGCCUAUGACUCAGACCGGAAGGAAGAAUACAUAUCCAUUGGAAUGAAAAAAUAUUUCGAGAAAAAAAGAUUAAAUGAAACAAGUAGUCCCUUCAUAAAAUUCGCCAACAAUGUCAAACAAGCCGAGCAGUUGACUGGUGGUAACCCUGAUAUAGUUGAUGAUGAGAAAUAUCAACCGAAGAAAGCUGUACCUGCACAGUCAAAGUACAAAGACAUUUUUGUUGAUCCCAGAGUGAAAGAAUUGAAACCAAAAUCUCCCAUUAAAGGGGGAGCAACCAGUUCUCCGCGACGUCCUGGCCGCCCACCUGCCAAAGAAGUCGUCACUCCUAAAGUCAAUCACCCUCGCUUUCAGGGCCAAUCGGAUCACGAAGUGAGAAUUAGGAGACAAGAAAAAUCGCCUGCUACUGGAUCGCCAGGAGUCGGCGAGUACAAAUGUGACAGUUGUAGCUUUCAGACUACUCGCCUCAAUCUUAUGGUUUUCCAUAAGAAAUCUGAACACCUGAAGAGCUCAAACACUGCUACCACCAGAACACCUACUACUACCAACAUCACCAAACAAAGAGCUGCGCAGAAGAGGCCGUUGAAUUCGCCAACCAAAAAGACGACUAGUAAAAAGAGUAAGACAGUCGCAGAACCAGAACCUGAUGGGGACCUGUUUGAUCAAAUCAAGCGAAACUUAGAACCCAAAGAGACAACCGAUAGCAAACCUUCUCCUCAGUCGAAAACGUCUGUCAAAGCCUCGCCGAAAGUAGCCAAAACUCCUAAACCGCCUCGUACACCUCGAUCAGCCAAAGUUGCAACCGCUGCAACGUCGGCCAAAACUCCUACAGUUAAAGCCAAUGACACCAAGACACAAUUCAAUCCGAAGAAGAAAUGGCUCAAGUCCCUUCAGAAAGAAGCUAACCCAGAAGUUAAGAACAAAUUGAUGGCAGAUUGGGACGAGGAUGACGAGGAAGAGAAGCAGCAACAGAUCCAGAGAACAGAAGUGUCUUCAACUAAUACGGAGAGUCAAGUAGAGCCAACAGCAGAUAGUGAUUCGGAUGACGACACUCGGCCAUCGAAAUCCGGCCUCCUUCAUCAGAGAAGCGACGACGAAGAAGAUGACGACGACGACGCAGCAAUAGAGACUGACACACCGAUCCUCAAAAGUCCCGAGAAAAUCACCCAGGAUGAUGAAGAGGCAUCGAACACAGAAGCGUCGUUUAUAGCUGGAAUCAGCGCCGAAAUAGAUAAACUCAAUGCCGAUCUCGAUGCCACUAAUCAUGAAACACGAAGUUCAAAGAUUAACGGCGAACCCGAAUCCACCAACAGUUUGUCUCCUAGAAAAGACACGAGCCCAGCAUUCGUGAACGGCGUCGAAUCGCCAUCCCGUGAUCCUCAACCUUCAAAGGGCGAAGAAGAGAUCAAGCUCGACGUGGCAUCUCUUCUAGCCGAGACUAGUGUACCUAUUAUCCCAGACAUAACCGAGCUUAGUAAAGUCGUUGAAAACGAGGUCGGGAAGAGAAAAUCCUCCCAGUCAGACGACGAGGAAAUGGAACAAGAAGUCGAGAACGAGGAGAUCGAAAAAUCCAAUGCAGAAGCGCCAGUGGAACACGGAGAAAUGGAUCAAGUGGUUGAGAACGAGAUCGAGAAGACCAAUUCAGAUCCACCAGUAAACGAAGAAGAAAAAAUAGAUCAAGCAGUUGAGAACGAGAUCGAGAAGACCAAUUCAGAUCCACCAGUAAAUGAAGAAGAAAAAAUGGAUCAAGCAGUUGAGAACGAGAUCGAGAAGACCAAUUCAGAUCCAUCAGAAGACUUAGAAGAAAAAAUGGAUCAAGCAGUUGAGAACGAGGUCGAGAAGACCAUUUCAGAUCCAUCAGAAGACUUAGAAGAAAAUAUUAAUCAAGUUGAUGAGAACGAGGUCGAGAAUACCAUUUCAGAUCCAUCAGUAAACGUAGAAGAAAGUAUGAAUCAAGUUGAUGAGAACGAGGUUGCAAAGGCCAAUCCAGAGCAGACGAUGGAGGAGGAAGAAUUAGGUCAAUUGCAAGAUAAUGAUGCCAAAAUUAAUGAAAAUUUAGAACCUUCAACAAAUGCAAGAGAAAUGGAUCAGGUGGUAGUCGAAGAAGAAAAGAACAUUUUCUGUGAAACUUUGUCAGUCGAAAAAGAAGUAACAGCAGUGGCCUUGCCAGAAAACGGAAUUGAAACCGUACUGGAGAAUGGAGUCGAAGUUGCAGUCGAGAAUGAAGAGGAAAUUGUGUCCAUGACUCAAAAUGGAGAGGCAACCGAAGUCGUCACAACCAACGGUGGCAGCAACAUUCUGAUGCAGGUCGAAGGAGGAGAGACGUACAUGGUCGUGUGGGAACCCGGCUCGAAUAUACAUGAAUUCUUGGAGUGCGGAGGUGACGGAGAGGAUACCGGUGGCACUCAGACGUUGCUUAUCGAUCCAUCCUCCCUGCAGGCCGGAAGUGACUUAGAAAACCUAUUUCAGAUGGCGGUCGCCGCCUCUGCCGUAUCCCAACCUCAACAGAACGAGCAGUCAAAUCCAACAACGUCAGUCACUUCCAAAGAUGGUAAAAGGUCAACCAAAUGUGCGUCUUCCAAGGGUACACCCACCAAGGGUAACUUAGGCAUUUAUUUAUUCAUUCAUUUGCAAGGGGUUUUAAAAACAUGCGUAUGUCAAGGUAACAAGUCCCAACUCGCCGAGGAAUUGCUCAACAAACAUGGAGAUGCCGUCAAUAAAGAAUUGGAGCCCAAUACGUUGGUGUGGUAUAAGAAGAGUCCUCGGCUUUUCCUGCCGGGAGCCGUGAUCGAGUCGUCAGAUCCCAAAUCCAUGACCCUUCUGGCAUUCAACAUCGAGCAGCCCAAUAAUCAGUGCAAAUACCAACGCAAUCGAGUCAUUGCUGCCUUUCACCACGAGCUUAACCUUGAACUUCUGACUUUCGGCAGGACUAGAAACAAAGCAGCCGACCGCCAAAAACUCGACUUCUUCUUCGAUCACGCAUCCAGUUUCUCUGAUUUACGCAACAAACCGAAUUUUACUCAACUCACCGCCAGACAGUAUUUAACUUCCUGCCAUCGCUCGCCUGUAAAAUUGUUUUCCGAACGCUACUUAACGUCAUCCCCAGAGAUGAUGGACCUUUCGUUAUUUAUGGACAACAGUGAUUCUGAAGAAGAGACUGUAGUAGAGUCUGAAGAGGAAUUGAGUAGGAGGCGAGAAAUUGUGAACACGAUGCUGGAAAAACAUGUUUUGACCGAUUCCUGCCUUCAGCACCUUGCUGACUUUGUUGAAUCACCUUCAGAAGAGAGGGCCUUCAGGCUGAACCUGUACGAGUCGAAGAGCUGGAUUCAGUUGACUCGUUCCGCAACUACAUCUGGCAUUCUGGAAAACUCACGCGAGCUAUACAGCAAGGUGGCAGAUUUUCUCGACGAGAACGUGCAUCGUGUCCGAAAACUAAAGGAAGGAAUCGACCAUAAAAGAGCUUUCGUACUAGAUUUAUUGAUGCCAGAAGCUCUAGUCUAUGGUGUCCAACAAACAUUCCAUGUCACAUACCAGGAAGCUAAGGAAAUGGUGGUCUAUGGCUUGAAAAAUGUAUCAGUCAACACAUCAAUUUAGAUAUUUGCAUGAUUCACUGCUUGCAUCAAAUUUAAUAAUAAUACCACAGUGUUGUUUCUUUUGAAUUCUUUUGACUGUAUUUCUGUCUGAAUUCUUAUCUAUUUGUCAAUGCCUAUACACAGUAAUUUGCAGAAAUAAAUUUUCAAUGAUGA